CAGUCUUCGUUCAACACCAUCAUGGCUCAAUACACUCGUGUUGCGGGGUCUGUCGGCUUGAUAACGCUACAAAACCCGCCUGUUAAUGCACUCAGUGCGAUGGUGAGGCAAGGCGUCGUUGACACGAUGGAGAGAGCCCUCAGUGCUCCGGAAGUGAAGUCUUUAGUCAUCUGUGGCCAGAAGGAAACAUUCUGUGGAGGAGCAGACAUCAGGGAGUUUGGGACAAAGAUGUCUGGUCCUCCACUGACACCGCUGAUCCACGCCAUCGAGGCUUCGACCAAGCCGGUGGUGGCAGCCAUAGAGGGGGUCGCUUUAGGCCAAACUGGGGCUUCCAGAGGUGAUUCUGGGUCUACUGCCAGCUGAGACGGCAUCUCAGCGUCUGCCAAGGCUCAUUGGGGUUCCAGCUGCCUUAGACCUCAUCACCACAGGCCGCCACGUGACUGCUGCUGAGGCUCUGCAACUUGGAAUCGUGGAUCAGGUUACUGAUCACAGCACUGUGGAUGCAGCUGUGAAGUUUGCCUUGAGUGU
Stegastes partitus (bicolor damselfish) is the source of this 528-nucleotide messenger RNA. Its product is annotated as peroxisomal bifunctional enzyme-like. Bases 22 to 363 code for a protein of 113 amino acids. Gene Ontology annotation, molecular function: (3S)-3-hydroxyacyl-CoA dehydrogenase (NAD+) activity. Gene Ontology annotation, cellular component: peroxisome. Gene Ontology annotation, biological process: fatty acid beta-oxidation. The transcript has 5 exons. The record is from RefSeq and is a predicted model, not a curated record. Lineage: Eukaryota; Metazoa; Chordata; Actinopteri; Pomacentridae.